Molecule: messenger RNA, 2801 nt
Organism: Esox lucius (northern pike)
Lineage: Eukaryota; Metazoa; Chordata; Actinopteri; Esociformes; Esocidae
Gene: tdp1
Product: tyrosyl-DNA phosphodiesterase 1
Exons: 16
Coding region: 206-2083 (625 amino acids)
Biological process (GO): single strand break repair; double-strand break repair
Cellular component (GO): nucleus
Molecular function (GO): single-stranded DNA binding; double-stranded DNA binding; 3'-tyrosyl-DNA phosphodiesterase activity
Source: RefSeq, a predicted model, not a curated record
UAGCAAAAUAUGACCGCGAGAGAAGCAACUAAAACUCUCAAUAUUACUCUGUAGUAUUGUUAGUUAUCGGAAAGGUUAUUGACCUAUGCAAUACGUAGGUUACGUUGGAACUAUUUGAGUCCGAGUUGCCGAAAGAUGUAUGCAUUGUAGCAAAAUUCGGUAGCCCCUACUAUUUGCUACAAAUCUUCCUCACAUACAAUCAGAAAUGUCAAAAGAGAGCCAGCACGGGAAAUGGACCCUGUCCAGUAGCGACGAUGAUGACUUGAUCCCCUCUGCUUCAAACAACAGCCCAUUAUUGUUUGACAGUCUCACACCUGAACAGCAUACACCCUCAGACACCAACCACAACGUCCACAAGAAAUCCCCCUACCUUAACCAAGCUAAUCAGGAGCCUGAAUCUCCAGCGACCCCCCCUCUUUCAGUUGGUUCUGAGACCAGACAGGCCGUACAGGGAAGCGUAUUGAAACCAGUGAAGAAUGAAUCCACCCAAUCCAGCCCCUUUCGGACUGGUAAGAGAAAGAAGGUUGACGAUUCAAUUUCCAGCUGGGCUCUUUCAGACAGUGAUGAAGACCAUGAUAAUGCUAAAGGUCAAAGUUCAGAACAAAAAGACCUGCCUCCUAAGAGUGCAACCUCAAGGCCCAAGCCAAAGAAGGUUAAAGUGGAGGAAAGACCUCCCAGUCCCCACGGCAGAACAUACUACAUAGACGAACCAGAUGAUUUCUUUGAGACUAGCUUGCCUCCUGUCAAUGACAUCUACAGAUUCUACCUCAAUAAGGUUACUGGGCUUGAUAAGAAGUACAACACUGGUGCGCUACACAUCAAAGAAAUCCUCUCCCCUUUGUUCGGGACACUGAAGGAAUCUGUGCAGUUCAACUACUGCUUUGACAUUGCCUGGAUGGUGCAACAGUACCCACCAGAGUUCAGAGAUAAGCCUGUUCUGAUUGUCCACGGAGACAAGAGAGAGGCCAAGGCCCGCCUGGUCCAGCAAGCCCAGCCUUACAGCCAUGUCAGCUUCUGCCAGGCCAAACUGGAUAUUGCCUUCGGCACACACCACACGAAGAUGAUGUUGCUGUGGUACGAGGAAGGCUUCCGAGUGGUUAUUCUCACCUCCAACAUGAUACGGGCAGACUGGUACCAGAAAACACAGGGGCUGUGGAUGAGUCCUCUGUUUCCACCGUUACCCAAGGGGAGUCCAGAGACAGCGGGGGAGUCUCCCACCCUCUUCAAGCGGGACCUACUGGAGUACCUGGGGGCAUACCGUGCCCUGGAACUCACCGAUUGGAUCCAGAGAAUCAGAGAACAUGACCUGUCUGAAACCAGGGUCUAUCUAAUAGGUUCCACUCCGGGGAGAUAUCUGGGCUCAGACAUGGAGAGGUGGGGUCACCUGAGGUUGAGAAAACUUUUGCACGACCACACGCGGCCCCUCCCCGACGAAGAGAAGUGGCCUGUCAUUGGUCAGUUUUCCAGCAUCGGCUCCAUGGGAUUAGACAAGACCAAGUGGCUGCAAGGGGAGUUCCAGCGUACCCUGACCACCCUGGGCAAAUCGUCUCUACGCCCAGAUCCCCCAAUGCACUUGGUGUACCCCUCCGUAGAUGAUGUGAGAACUAGUCUGGAAGGAUACCCAGCUGGUGGCUCCUUGCCCUACAGCAUCCAGACUGCUCAGAAACAACUCUGGCUCCACAGCUUCUUCCAUCGCUGGCAAGCUGAGACUACGGGGAGGAGUCAUGCCAUGCCCCACAUCAAGACCUACAUGAGGGCGUCCCCAGACUUCACACAACUCGCCUGGUUCCUCGUCACAAGUGCUAACCUGUCCAAAGCAGCGUGGGGUGCCCUGGAGAAGAACAACAGCCAGGUGAUGGUUCGGUCAUAUGAACUAGGAGUCCUGUAUUUGCCCUCUGCCUUCAACAUGAGUACCUUUCCUGUCCAGAAGGAUGUGUUUCCUGCCACUACUUCCUCCACCUCAUUUCCUGUGCCCUUUGACCUGCCACCCAAUCGCUACUCCAGCAAAGAUCAGCCAUGGGUAUGGAAUAUUCCCUAUACUCAGGCUCCCGACACACACGGUAACGUCUGGGUCCCCUCCUGAACCACUGUGGCAGACCACACACAUGCAUUCCCCUGAAGGUCCGGUCACCGUUGAACCCGUGCCAGACCCUCCACCAUUUGAAUCUGGAACAACCGGGUGGUUCGGAGACACUCUCCUCCGGUACAUGUCCAGUCAACUUCUGUCACCUCAGCAUUGUUAAAACCAACUGUCCCCUUUCAAACAUGUCAGCCUUCUCCCAUCCUGUGCCAUACCUGUCUGUCUCCCUCUCUUUCUUUUACACUGCCUGUCUUACCUUUCUUUUACAAUAGCUCAUUGUACCUGUCCUGGAGUCACAUCUUGCUAUUACCUGGUGCUGUUGUAAGUAGAUUGCCCAUUGUAGCUUUUUUUUGUUAGCCUCAGUUUAGUGCAGGUUGGUUUGGAGGCUUUUAUGCUAUAAAACACCUCCUUGUCAUGUUCGUCAGGACAUUUAUUAGCUAAAUAAAUCUGAUGUUCUAGUAGAACUGGGGAAAGCCUGCAUUCGAGUAGGCUAGUUGUUUGGAAGGAGUGUGGGUCAUUCCUGCACUACUGUUAAUUGAAUGAGUAGACUUGAAAAUGGCUGUCAUCCACCAUCUAGGCAUCAAUCGUUGUCUACAUCUUUUUGUUGAUAGUCAUGUAGAUAUUACAUUGUUACUGUAGCUAUGGGUAAUGUACUGUAUCUUUUUUAAUGUGUGCACAAUAAUCACUGUAGACUGGUCAUGUUUGUUAUUAAAAGAUUGUU